AUGAAAAACAAUUAAUACAAAAUUAGAGUAACACUAGAUAGUACUCCUUCAACUUAUUAAACUACUGAAACUGCAUCUUUGUGGGAAAACUUAUAGCGAUCGAAAGAUUCGCCAAGAAAAUCUAAAAUUAGAAUUGCAAGAGACCCUCUGGAAAAUGAAUGUCCUCUGCAAUAACCGAACCCUUUUUUAUUUAAUGAAUAGUUAAAGCAUAGUUUCAGAGACUAUUUGGAAGGUUAAAAGACAGCAUUAAAUUUAGUAAAUGAAUGUAAUCAUAUCAUAAGUUCAUCAACAACACAUAAGAUGGAUUAAUUAAAACUAUUUUCAAAUGUGCAUAAAUUUAGAAGUUAAUUAAAAUAAAGAUCCUCUGUUAGAUUAUCUAUGAUCUAAAAUUCAUCAUAGGCUGAUGAUCUACUUUAAAGGAAAAUUAAGAUCUAGGAAAGAUUUAAUAAGAUUCAAACUUUGAUUCAAUAAAGGAUGUAAUAAAAAAAUACUAAAGAUUCACUUCGAGAUGUUUAACUAUUUAGACAUUUAUUUGAAACUUGCGAGAAGAAUGUUAAUAAAAUUAAAUCGAAGAAUCUACUAUCAGAAAAGGCUGAUGGAGUUAGAGAAUUUGAUAAAAUAAAGUACUCUAAGAAUCCAUAAGGUUCAUUGAGAGUUCGACUAAACACUCAAGAGAGUCAAAAUUCAUUUAAUAACAAUUUGAGGAGUAAGACUUUACCAGAUCAACAAACAAUUCACUUAACCAAAAAGAAGGAAAGGGAGAAAAUGAAUGCUAAAUUAACUGAGUUUCUAGAACACAAUCAAAAUCAAGAAAAAAAUCUACUACUCAAAGCCAGAAGAAAUCUAGUCAGGGAUCUAAAGAAUGGUAAUUAAAAAUUUCAUUAAUUUGAACCUAAUCGAUAUAAUAUCACAGAUCCCUUGAGUAAAGAUGUGAAAUUCUAUGCUUACAUGUUCAUGAAACCGAAAAAUGAAGAUAUUUUGAAGGAGAAGGAUCAAAAGUACAAGUUCUUGUGUAAGACUGCUCGAGUGCAAAAGAAUCCCUAGAGACAUUACUUAACCAAUUUUAAUAAGAUGCAAUCUAAUUCCAGAGAGGAGAGCCUAUAGGAAGAUUCUUCAUUCAACUCUAUGCUUGAAAUCAAUAUUGAUAAUCUUUAUAAAAGAAGCGCUGAUUUGUAGAACACGAUUCUUAAUACAAAAUCUGAGAAGUUUGUUAAAAGAAUUAGAUAAUUCCAAAAAGUGCAAUCCUUAACUACUUAAAUAAUUAAAGUGAAUGAAUAAAAACUAUCUAAUACUAAAUUAUUAUGA
Molecule: messenger RNA, 1305 nt
Organism: Paramecium octaurelia
Lineage: Eukaryota; Ciliophora; Oligohymenophorea; Peniculida; Parameciidae
Source: the annotation of a GenBank genome assembly